AUGCUGCAGAGCAACGAAGAAAGGCAACGCAAGGCCGAAUGCUACGACGCCGGAACUUUCAUGAUGAUCGCGACACCCGAGAGCUUCGAACGUCUCCCCCAAUAUCACCGAUCGCUGCUGGGGGACCGGACUCUCUGUCCUCUGUCACCACAGCUCAGAACACCGUAUCGAGAAGCAGUAACACCAUGCUCCGGUGAUCUCACGUCGUGUGGACCGACCGUCCACAUGGUCAGGACGAGCGGCGACAUCCACGCUUUUCUGGAACUGGAAGACGAAGCAUGUACGCGACCACGGCCAUCUCCACCGUCCAAAGAUCCCAGUCCCCGGCGAUCGAACCUUGGCCGGCGCGGGUCGCGGUUCUCGGUCACGGCGGUGGUCAAGGGGAAAGAAAAUUCUCGUUUGGCCGACUACGGCGCGCGGAUCUGGCGAGAACUGUCUCAGGCUACGGCCGAACACCUGGCCUCCUACCGGUGGAAAUGA
Molecule: messenger RNA, 480 nt
Organism: Fonsecaea erecta
Lineage: Eukaryota; Fungi; Ascomycota; Eurotiomycetes; Chaetothyriales; Herpotrichiellaceae
Exons: 1
Coding region: 1-480 (159 amino acids)
Source: RefSeq, a predicted model, not a curated record